UUAAUUCAUUUACGAAGUCACAUUGGUUUUGUUGGACAAGAACCUGUACUUUUCAGUGGUACCAUCGCUUACAAUAUAACCUAUGGUCUAGAAUAUCAUGUCUCUCAAAGUGAGAUCGAAGAUGCUGCCAAACAGGCAAAGAUUCAUGAUUUCAUUCGUGAUCUACCCCAAAAGUACGAGACUGUUGUCGGAGAAAGGGGAAUGCUCUUGAGCGGAGGUCAAAAGCAAAGAAUUGCAAUCGCUCGAGCCUUGAUUCGUAAGCCAAACAUUUUACUUUUAGAUGGAGCGACUUCCGCAUUGAUUCCAUUUUAA
Messenger RNA from Panonychus citri (citrus red mite), 312 nucleotides. Its product is annotated as multidrug resistance ABC transporter ATP-binding/permease protein BmrA-like. The record is from RefSeq and is a predicted model, not a curated record. The transcript has a single exon. Gene Ontology annotation, biological process: transmembrane transport. Gene Ontology annotation, molecular function: ATP hydrolysis activity; ATP binding; ATPase-coupled transmembrane transporter activity. NCBI's taxonomy places the organism in Eukaryota, Metazoa, Arthropoda, Arachnida, Trombidiformes, Tetranychidae. The annotation marks the transcript as partial.